AGCCGUCAGACCGGUCGUUGCGCCAGUGGGGUUGUAAUCGCAUCCUCUUGCUCGUCCCUGUGUUUGAAUCCGACCCGUAACGGUGGGGAAAGAAAAUGGCCCUGCUGUGCUACAACCGGGGCUGCGGUCAGCUCUUCGACCCCGAGACCAACUCCGACGAUGCUUGCACAUACCACCCAGGUGUUCCAGUCUUCCAUGAUGCCUUAAAGGGUUGGUCUUGCUGUAAGAGAAGAACAACUGAUUUUUCUGAUUUUUUAAGCAUUGCAGGCUGUACAAAAGGUAGGCAUAAUAGUGAGAAACCACCUGAGCCAGUCAAACCUGAAGUCAAGACUACUGAGAAGAAAGAACUUUCUGAAUUGAAGCCUAAGUUUCAGGAGCACAUCAUUCAAGCCCCUAAACCAGUAGAAGCAAUAAAAAGGCCAAGCCCAGAUGAACCAAUGACAAACUUGGAAUUAAAAAUAUCUGCCUCCCUAAAACAAGCACUUGAUAAACUUAAACUGUCAUCAGGGAAUGAAGAAAAUAAAAAAGAAGAGGACAGUGAUGAAAUUAAGAUUGGGACCUCAUGUAAAAAUGGAGGGUGUUCAAAGACAUAUCAAGGUCUGCAGAGUCUAGAUGAAGUCUGUGUAUAUCAUUCUGGAGUACCUAUUUUUCAUGAAGGGAUGAAAUACUGGAGCUUUUGUAGAAGAAAAACUUCAGAUUUCAAUACAUUCUUAGCCCAGGAGGGCUGUACAACAGGGAAACACGUGUGGACUAAGAAGGAUGCUGGGAAAAAAGUCGUUCCAUGUAGACAUGACUGGCGUCAGACUGGAGGUGAAGUCACCAUUUCAGUAUAUGCUAAAAAUUCACUCCCAGAACUUAGCCAAGUAGUAGCAAAUAGUACAUUGUUAAAUGUGCAUAUUGUAUUUGAAGGAGAGAAGGAAUUUCAUCAAAAUGUGAAAUUAUGGGGUGUGAUUGAUGUAACACGAAGUUAUGUAACUAUGACUGCAACAAAGAUUGAGAUCACCAUGAGAAAAGCUGAGCCUAUGCAGUGGGCAAGCCUUGAACUGCCUGCAACCAAAAAGCAGGAAGAACAAAAAGAAGAUUCAACAGAAUGAGUUGACGGGGGAAAAAAUGAUUGCCUGUUUCAGAAUUCUUAGUAUGUGGUAAAAUGUUGGCUUGCUGCUGUAA
Molecule: messenger RNA, 1167 nt
Organism: Felis catus (domestic cat)
Lineage: Eukaryota; Metazoa; Chordata; Mammalia; Carnivora; Felidae
Product: cysteine and histidine-rich domain-containing protein 1-like
Exons: 1
Coding region: 96-1094 (332 amino acids)
Biological process (GO): centrosome duplication
Molecular function (GO): zinc ion binding
Source: RefSeq, a predicted model, not a curated record